GAUAUCCCUUUAAUAGAAUAAACUUGGGCCUACAUUCUGUACAGUUCUGGAGAUUAUUUUAAUUAAUUUUUCAUUUUCUCCAUUUACCUAUUGGGUUAACUGGUGAAAUCAGUACUAAAAAUAAAUGAGGAAACGAUGAUAAAAGGCAGAGAAGGAUUCCAGAUGAGAGAUUAGAACUUGGCUUGUUAUGAUGUUAUUUUUUGGGUUCUUCCCAGCCAGUGAGGAGGAAGGGGAGGAGCAGGAGCUUGUUUGCGUUUUCUAUUCUCGUGCUGGAGACGAGAGACUAUUAAGGUCCAUCUAGAAAAUGGGGCUCUCACGAGUGUUUUUGGUCAUAGUGUGGUGCGUCUGUCAUGCACCAACAAGUUCUUGCCCUGCAAGGUGCCGGUGUGUGUCAACUACUUCACGUCCUUCUGCAGAUUGCUCUUACCAGGAGCUGAAGUUUGUACCAACAGACCUGCCUUCCAACCUUACACAGCUCAGCUUAUCUGUCAACCACAUCUCAGCUCUUAACACUACUUCCUUUGCCAAAACCUUGGGCAUCACCUCUCUUUGGCUGGCCAAUAACCAAAUAGUCACAAUAGCCCUUGGCACAUUUUGGAAUCUGACGCAACUGAUGAAUCUGGACAUCAGCCAUAACCAUCUCCUGGACUUUCCCUGGAGUGACCUCUCCACCCUCCAUAAGCUUCAGAUCCUUAUUCUCAAUAAUAAUCAAUUGGUAAACCUUCCAUUAAGCACUUUCAGCAACACUAAAGAGCUGAGGUCUCUCCAGCUUAGCAACAACCAUUUUUCAACAAUAGCAGAGGGUACUUUACAACCUUUAUCUGCUCUGUCUCAUAUUCAGCUUCACAGCAACCCAUUCAACUGCUCAUGUCAACUAAUGUGGCUGAAAGACUGGCUGGAAAAAAACAAACUUACCAUUGAUAGAAGAAAAGAGAUUGCUUGUUCUGCUCCUAAAGAGUUUAGGGGUGUCUCUUUAGACCAUGUGCCUGGUGCUCAUUGUAAAAUACCAUCAGCAAUUCAAGGUGAUGAACCCUUUAUGGGCAAGAUCAACUUGCUUUGCAAGGAGGCUGGAAUUUCUAAAUUGAUAGUAAACACAAAUUUCCAAAGGUUAAAUGACUAUAAGAAGGCUGAGACUGCUAAUAACUUAUUUGCAAAUGGGACCAUUUCAAUCCAUUAUAAUAAACAGGACAUGAUCUACCUAUGCCGUGUAUCCAACCACACAUCAGGGGCACCAAAGGAAAUCUCAAUAUCUUUUACCCAUGCAGAGGUGUUGGGGUGGUUACAGGAGGAAGGGCAGAAGUUUCUACUAGUGCUAGUGGCCAAUAAUGAAAACUCAGGGGUAAAACAAAUGUAUUGUUCAUCAGGUACACUCUUGUAUUGUUGGAUAACAGUAUUAAUGGUGCACUUGUUGGCACAUAUUUGGCACUAAAAAUAAGAUAACAAGGUACUCAG
This is a messenger RNA of Xenopus tropicalis (tropical clawed frog), 1452 nucleotides long. Its product is annotated as immunoglobulin superfamily containing leucine-rich repeat protein 2-like. The record is from RefSeq and is a predicted model, not a curated record. The coding region runs from base 305 to 1429 and encodes 374 amino acids. Lineage: Eukaryota; Metazoa; Chordata; Amphibia; Anura; Pipidae. The transcript has 2 exons.